Molecule: messenger RNA, 1112 nt
Organism: Daphnia pulicaria
Lineage: Eukaryota; Metazoa; Arthropoda; Branchiopoda; Diplostraca; Daphniidae
Exons: 2
Coding region: 384-959 (191 amino acids)
Source: RefSeq, a predicted model, not a curated record
UCUAAACAGGAACCUGAUAGGACCCGUUCGUGCCAGACCCGAUUACCCCGUGUUCAAUUUGUUCAUCUUGCUCUGUUACUCCUGUCCAAUGGUAAAGAUUUACCCUUUGAUUAACCCUGCAAAUUGGCUACCCUUAGAACGCAUUUAGUUGGCUCGUGCAGUACAGAAUUCAUCGUUGAUUUGUGGAACCGUUGGGAGUUCGUCCAGAAUUGUACACGGGAUUGGGUGGGAUUUCGUAAUAGUCCGUUAGAUCUUUGUCGUUUUUAUUGUUUUUACCGGAAAUGCCUUAAACGUUAUCCAACAACCUGAUGACACAAAUGGAAACCAAAACGGCUAUUACUUUCUCAGUUGACGUCCAGCGCUUGAACUGAGAAAAAAAUAAAAUGUUGAGCGUGAAGUGCGUGAAAAUCACGACAGCAGCCAUGCCAUUUCUCGUUCUGUUCCUACUUUUGCCGAUCAUUUUGAAAGUGAGUAAAGAAUCUGGUCGGCCACUUUCGUGUUACAACUGUUGGGCGGAUAAAGUCGAAGAAAAUGACACGAGCCUCUGGGAUCGACCGUGGUGUUUGCUGGAUCAGACGCAGCCGGAAGCCUUGGCCGAAACGGUCGUUUGCCAGCCGUCUGAAUCCUAUUGUGGCAUCUAUUAUCACGAGAAACGAGACAAUGAAGGCGGUGUAGCGUCUGCCGUCUUUGUCCGCGGCUGUCAAGAAGAUCGUCAACGGCCCAGUCUCUUCAUCGGAAAUUUUCAGUCCAUCAUCUACGGAACACCAGAUGGCCGGAAUAUCUUGGUGGCCGACCCUCUGCGCAACACCAGUCACAGUUAUUGGGCCUUCGACCAGGCCUGUUCGACUCCGCUCUGCAAUUCCUGGAAUGAUCACAGACGCCAGUGGGACUGGAUCGAUUAUUUGAAAGAGGCCUAUACAUUUCACUGCCCAGGAUUACCGGCUAAAAUCGUCCCAUAGAAAAAACGACUGGAUUCUUCUCCUUCAUUAUCCGUUAACGAACAAGAAUGGAUCAAUUAAAUAACGCUAAUGGACCGUGUAAAAUUAGAAAAUUGUUCAAAUGAAAUUUGGAACUCGGUCAAACAGAACAGACUAUAAACAUUUUUGAGGUUG